AAGACGAACUAAACACCACUACACGUUUAUUUUCUGUUUUAUUCUGCUUAGUUGAAAUCAGCUGUUGUUUGUCAGAACAUUCCGGACUUAAAGCGGUUUAAAACAGAACAGAUUAAUCUGAAGGACGGAACCAAAAGAGACGCUGUCAGACUGACCCAUAAUCAUCAGCUGUGGGUGUUUCUCUGCAGCGAUGCUCCUGGUGGAUCCUGGUCUCUUCAUCGGCACUGCAGCUGACCUCAACGACAUCCAGGCCUUAAAGAACGCUGGCGUCUCUCACAUCCUGUCGGUGGACUCUGCAGAUCCUGGACCUCUGCUGCCUGCUGAUGGAGGAUUCUGCAGGAAGUGGAUCAACGUUUUGGACGAGGCGACGUCUGACCUGCUGAGUCACAUGGACGACUGUUUCCUGUUCCUUCAGGAGGCUGUGGAUGGAGGCCGGGCGGCUCUGGUUCACUGUCAGGCUGGUCGGAGUCGCAGUGCUGCCAUGGUAACGGCUUAUCUGAUGAAGAAACACCAGCUGGGCUUCACUGAGGCUUACAACAGACUGAAAAGUGUCAAACAGGACGUACAGGUCAACAGCGGCUUCGAGGAGCAGCUUGGUCUCUAUGAGGAGAUGCAGUGUAAAGUAGAUUCAUCCAGUCCUCUGUACAAACAGUACAGACUGACCAAGAUCACUGAGAAGUAUCCUGAGCUGCAGCAGGUUCCCAGGGAGGUGUUUGCCGUGGACCCGGCCCAGUCCAGCUCCUCUGGAGUGUCCUACAGAUGCAGGAAGUGCAGACGAACUCUGUUCCGUGACUCCAGUGUUCUCAGUCAUCCAGUAGGAGACGGAGCUUCAGCAUUCAGUCACAAGAAGUCCAGUAACCUCACUGGAGACGUCCAGUGUACGUCGUACUUCAUAGAGCCAGUGCAGUGGAUGGAACAAGCCUUACUGGGAGUGAUGGAUGGACAGCUGCUGUGUCCUAAGUGCAGCUCGAAGCUCGGCUCGUUCAGCUGGUGUGGAGAUCAGUGUUCCUGCGGCCGCUGGGUGACUCCUGCCUUCCAGCUGCAUCGAAACAGAGUCGACGAGAUCCGACAGCUGAACAUACAGAAAUAACAACCACACAUUUACAUAAAUAAAUAACUACAGGUCCUGCAGGCUGCAUAAAGGAUAGCACAGAGCUAACAAACACACAAUCAGAACAUAUAAGACAGAUUUUUUUAUUGUUAUGAACUCUGAUCAAGUGAAUUCAGAAAUGAUGACUUGAAAUCCAACCUUUUUUAAUGUGUAGGAACUGAUCAGACACAACAAUAAAACCACCUCAUUACAAUGCAGUGUUCUGCAGGGAAACCUUCUGGAAGUCAUGUGGAUGUUACACAACAAAACCUCCCACCACAAUAAAAGCUCCAAACUCACCUAAAAACUCCCCAGAACUCAAUCAGAUCGAACAUCUGUUGGAUGGACUCGACCGAACCUGAUCCUUAGGACCGCUAAUGUCUUAUUAUCAGAAACCACAGGUCAGAGAUGUUUAAUCUGCAUUUACAGCAGGGGUGUCCAACAUGAGGUCCGUGGGCCAAAAGCGGUCCUCCAGAGGGUCCAAUCCGGCCCUCAAAGUGUAAAAAUUCCAGAGAAGACAUUAACUGCAGAUUGUAAAUUAGUAAAACUAUAAAUUUAAAAUCAUUUCUAGAUCAUGACAAGUUGUUUUGAUCAGAAAGUAAAAUACUAGAUUGUUCUUUUGUAGUUUCGUGUCCCAUUUUUGUAAUAUUUUGUCUUGUUUUUGUUGUUUUCUUUCUCUGACUUUUGUCAUUUGUCUCAUGUUUUUGUCGUUUUGUGUUUGCUUUCUGUCUCACUUGUGUUAUUUGUCUAGUUUUUGUCAUUUUGUGUUUUUGCUUUAUUUGUCGCUUUGUGUGUCGUUUUGUCUCACUUCUGUUGUUUGUCUACUGUUUUCUCAUUUUGUUUCUCGCCUUUGUCAUUUGUGUCAUUUGUGUAAUUUUUUUGUCUCAUUUUUGUCGUUUGUCCAUUUUUUGUCACUUUUUUGUCGAUUUUUUGUCUCUUUGUUUUGUGUCGUUUCUCUUUUUGCUGUUUUGUGUCUUUGCUUUGGAAUAUUUUGUCUUGUUUUUGCUGUUUUUCUCUGACUUUUGUCAUUUGUCUCAUGUUUUUGUCAUUUUGUGUUUUGCUUUAUUUGUCAUUUUGUGUGUCGUUUUGUGUCGUUUUGUCUCGCUUUGGUUGUUAGUCUACUUUUUUGGCAUUUUAUUUCUCGCCUUUGUCAUUUGUGUCGUUUGUAUAAUUUUUUCUCUCGCUUUUGUUGUUUGUCCAUUUUUUUGUCACUUUGUAACUUUUUUGUGUAACUUUUUUCUUUUUUUGUUUUUUCGGGUCGUUUGUCUCAUUAUUUGCCAUCUUGUUUCUUGCUUUUGUCAUUUUGUGUCUUACUUUUGUAGCAUUUUGUCUUGUUUUUGUUGUUGUCUUUUUUAUUGUUCUUUUGUCGUUUUGAUCAUAAAGUAAAAAUACUACAUCAUUCAGUUCCAGGUUCUUGUUGAAAUUGAACUUAUUUUUCUUCAGAAAUUUCAGGUUGUUCAUAAUAUUUUGUAAAAAGAGAAUUCCUUAAACGUGAACAUUUUCAGAAUUAACAUUUUUGCACUAAAACAAAGAAAAAAAUGGAGUUGUGGUUAUUUCUAGGUCAUUCUGCUGUGAUUUUACUGGUCGCUGGAGAUUAAAUUGGGCUGAAUGUGGAACCUGAACUAAGAUGAGUUUGACAGCCCUGCUUUAGAGGAACCUACACAUCAUUAUUCAGGUGGUUGUAAUGUUGUGGCUGAUCUGUAAAUAAAAGAGCGUAUCUGUAAAUA
Amphiprion ocellaris (clown anemonefish) is the source of this 2817-nucleotide messenger RNA. It is a transcript of the gene dusp12, whose product is annotated as dual specificity phosphatase 12. The record is from RefSeq and is a predicted model, not a curated record. Gene Ontology annotation, molecular function: protein tyrosine/serine/threonine phosphatase activity. NCBI's taxonomy places the organism in Eukaryota, Metazoa, Chordata, Actinopteri, Pomacentridae. Gene Ontology annotation, biological process: protein dephosphorylation. Bases 191 to 1090 code for a protein of 299 amino acids. The transcript has 8 exons. Gene Ontology annotation, cellular component: nucleus.